Messenger RNA from Prunus armeniaca (apricot), 387 nucleotides. The record is from the annotation of a GenBank genome assembly. NCBI's taxonomy places the organism in Eukaryota, Viridiplantae, Streptophyta, Magnoliopsida, Rosales, Rosaceae.
AUGGGUUUUGGUAACUUUUGGAUUAAUAUGGUUAUGAGAUGUGUAACUACAGUAUCUUUCUCUGUGGUUAUCAAUGGCAAACCGGGUAGCUCUUUCAUUCCCUCUCGUGGUCUUUGUCAAGGGGAUCCACUAUCUCCCUACCUUUUCAUCUUGAUCAGUGAUGUUCUCUCACGUAAUGUGGAGGUUGCUGUGAGCCGCGGCUGUCUUCAUGGUGUCCGUAUUUGUCGGAGUGGCCCAACCAUAUCUCACCUUUUGUUUGCUGAUGAUUCUCUUUUUUUCAUCCGUGCUACAGCACAGAACUGCAGUGUUUUGAAAAAGAUUGUUGAUGACUAUUGUUUGGCAUCAGGCCAAAAGCUCAAUGUGGAUAAAUCAUCCUUAUUUUUUUAG